AUUCUGAAUUGAGUUCAGGACUUCCAGAAGACAGCUACUCUUCAGGAGGUGAAGCCCUGGAGGGUGAUGAUGAAGAUGACACGGCAGCCCUUGGCAGUGUGGUUGAAGAAGCAACAAGCUCCAAAGCUGGCCCAAGUGCAGGCUGGGCAGAUGCCAUGGCAAAAGUGCUCAACAAAAAGAUUCCACAAAAUAAGUCCACUAUCUUGGCCAAGAAUAAAAAGCUGGAGAAGGAGAGAGAAAAGGAAAAACAAGAAAGGCUGGAGAAGAGAAUGAAGCUCGAUAAAAAGCGGGAGUGGGAAAUGAUGUGCCGAGUGAAGCCAGAUGUUGUCAAAGACCGAGACAGAGAAAGAAAUCUUCAGAGAAUUGCCACGAGAGGUGUUGUACAAUUAUUUAAUGCUGUCAGGACUCACCAAAAGAACGUUGAUGAGAAGGUGAAGAAAGCUGGGAGCUCUGACAGGCAGCGUGCUAAACUGCUGUCAUCUGUUUCAAAGAAAGAUUUCAUCAGUGUUUUAAGAAACAUGGAUGGUGCUAAAGGAAGCAAGAAUCCUACCGGAAAGGCCACAAAAAGUAAACAGGGUGAAGUGAAGUCUGAAGAGGGGCCAGAAUGGAAUAUACUGCGUGAUGACUUCAUGAUGGGAGCAUCUAUGAAAGACUGGGACAAGGAAAGCGAUGGAGAGGGCAAUAUUGAAGAAGGAGGUGGUCUGAAACAAGAAGAUGACAGUGACUGAAUGUAACUGAAAACCAUUCAAGAUAAUGUUUUAUCUUCUUAACUUUAUUUGGAUAAAAAGUCAGCAUUCUGUGAAUGUACAACACUUGGAAGAUAUCUCUUUUUUUUAAAAAAAGACUUGCACAACUUUAGUGUGUUUUCUUCUCCAUGUCAAACUUUUAUUUAGUAUAGCUUCAAUAUUGCUAUACUGAAAUCCUGAAAUAUUUUCCAAAACAUGUAUAAUUUUCAAGAUAUUUCCAAAACAUUUUGUACAGUCAAAAUAGUGGCACCUGCCCAAUGAAAGAAAGAUUUUGCCAAGGUCAUUAAAAGUUUAUACAUUAGUCAUGGCAAUUGAUGUAUUAGUGUGCCUGCAUUUCCAAAUCAGUGUUGCAGUGUUGCACUUUGAAAAGCUGUUAACAAUUCGCAACAGAAAUGGCUUACAAUAAACACAGAAAUGCCAUCACCUUGUAAAGUUAUCGAACUCCUAUAGAGUCUUUACUACUUUGACCAGAAAAGGUUUUGUAGAUAAUAAAGAA
Messenger RNA from Cariama cristata (Red-legged seriema), 1242 nucleotides. It is a transcript of the gene RRP15, whose product is annotated as ribosomal RNA processing 15 homolog (S. cerevisiae). Gene Ontology annotation, cellular component: preribosome, large subunit precursor. Lineage: Eukaryota; Metazoa; Chordata; Aves; Cariamiformes; Cariamidae. The annotation marks the transcript as partial. The transcript has 4 exons. Gene Ontology annotation, biological process: maturation of LSU-rRNA; maturation of 5.8S rRNA. The record is from RefSeq and is a predicted model, not a curated record.